This is a messenger RNA of Hevea brasiliensis (rubber tree), 3030 nucleotides long. RefSeq names its product protein ROOT HAIR DEFECTIVE 3 homolog 2. NCBI's taxonomy places the organism in Eukaryota, Viridiplantae, Streptophyta, Magnoliopsida, Malpighiales, Euphorbiaceae. Gene Ontology annotation, biological process: endoplasmic reticulum membrane fusion. Gene Ontology annotation, cellular component: endoplasmic reticulum. Bases 244 to 2475 code for a protein of 743 amino acids. Gene Ontology annotation, molecular function: GTPase activity; GTP binding. The record is from RefSeq and is a predicted model, not a curated record. The transcript is spliced from 22 exons.
GAAAUCACGCAAAACUAGAUUCUUCUACUACCCUUUUGUAUCUAUUUUGAGGCAGACAAAAGUCUAUGCUAAUUCUCGUUGCUUCAUCUCUACUCAAUCGCUCAUUCUCCCUUCUCUUCUCCUACUUUCUCUGCUUUUCUCCUACUUGUUCUGGUUCAUUUCUAGUGCCUAAGAAUCAAAAAGACCAUCAAAAGAUAGUAACUUGAAUAGUGGGUGGUCAUCUCUGGUAGGUUUUGGGUCAGGAUGGCGGAAGAAUGCUGCGCUACCCAACUGAUUGAUGGCAACGGUGUUUUCAAUGUGGUGGGUCUUGACAAUUUCGUUAGGACAACUAAGCUCGCCGAUUGUGGUCUCUCCUAUGCCGUUGUUGCAAUCAUGGGUCCUCAAAGUAGUGGUAAGAGCACCCUAUUGAAUCAUCUUUUUCAUACCAAUUUCAGAGAGAUGGAUGCAUACAGGGGAAGGAGUCAAACAACCAAGGGAAUUUGGAUUGCAAGAUGUAUUGGCAUUGAGCCUUUCACAAUUGCAGUGGAUUUGGAAGGAACUGAUGGGAGGGAAAGGGGUGAGGAUGACACUGCAUUCGAGAAACAAAGUGCCCUCUUUGCUUUGGCAAUUGCGGACGUUGUACUUAUAAACAUGUGGUGCCAUGACAUUGGUAGGGAACAGGCUGCCAACAAACCCCUUCUAAAAACAGUUUUUCAGGUCAUGAUGCAUUUGUUCAGCCCUCGCAAAACAACAUUAAUGUUUGUUAUACGUGAUAAAACAAAGACACCACUUGAACAUCUGGAGCCUAUUCUAAGGGAAGAUAUUCAGAAGAUAUGGGAUGCUGUUGCUAAACCUCGGGCUCAUAAUAGCACUCCUCUCAGCGACUUUUUUAAUGUUAAGAUCAUUGCUUUGUCUAGCUAUGAAGAAAAGGAGGAACAGUUUAAAGAGCAGGUUGCUCAACUGAGGCAGCAAUUCUUCCAUUCUAUUUCUCCAGGAGGACUUGCUGGUGAUAGGCGAGGAGUUGUCCCUGCUUCAGGAUUUUCUUUUAGUGCACAGCAGAUAUGGAAAAUCAUAAAAGAGAAUAAGGAUCUGGAUCUUCCUGCUCACAAGGUAAUGGUUGCCACUGUUCGGUGUGAAGAAAUCGCUGCUGGGAAGCUUAGGAACUUGAGCUCUGAUGAGGGUUGGUUGGCAUUGGUAGAAGCUGUUCAAGUUGGUCCAGUGUCAGGGUUUGGGAAAAAACUCAGCUCCAUUUUGGAAACCUAUCUUUCAGAGUACGACAUGGAAGCAAUCUAUUUUGAUGAAGGUGUAAGAAAUACUAAACGGCAACAGUUGGAAACAAAAGCAUUGGAUUUGGUACACCCUGCUUAUCUCACCAUACUGGGACAUCUACGUUCUAAAACACUUGAAAAUUUUAAGUCUAGGUUGGAACAGUCACUGAACUGUGGAGAAGGAUUUGCUGCUUCUGUUCGUACUUGUGGUCAGUCUUGCAUGCUUGAAUUUGACAAAGGAUGUGCAGAUGCUUCCAUAAGACUGGCUAAAUGGGAUGCUUCAAAAGUGAGGGAGAAGCUUCGCCGUGAUAUUGAGACACAUGCCUCAUCUGUAUGCAAUUUGAAGUUGUCAGAAAUGAUAAAAAAAUAUGAGAAACAACUCGCUGACGCACUUACUGAACCUGUAGAAUCUCUAUUUGAAGCUGGUGGGAGAGACACAUGGGUUUCAAUAAGAGGACUUCUUAAACGUGAGACAGAGGUUGCUGUAUCAGGAUUGUUAGCUGAUUUUGCUAGUUUUGAGUUGGAUAGGUCUACAAUUGACACAAUGGUACAAAAUAUGAGGGAUUAUGCAAGAAAUGUAGUAGAGAGAAAAGCAAGAGAAGAAGCAGGGAAAGUUCUGAUUCGCAUGAAGGAUAGGUUCUCAGCAGUUUUCAAUCACGACAAUGAUUCAAUGCCAAGGGUUUGGACUGGAAAAGAAGACAUAAGAACAAUUACAAAGGAUGCACGCUCUGCGUCUUUGAAACUUCUGUCGGUCAUGGCAGCCAUACGCUUGGAUGAGAAGCCAGACAAAAUUGAGAAUGUACUUUUUUCCUCUCUAAUGGAUGGGUCUGUUGCUGUUUCAUCUUCUCAAGAUAGAAGUGUUGGAGCUACUUCAGAUCCCCUUGCAUCAAGCACAUGGCAACAGGUUUCUCCAAAAGAUACACUAAUUACUCCAGUUCAGUGCAAGUCAUUAUGGAGGCAGUUUAAAACAGAAACUGAGUAUGCAGUUGCUCAAGCAAUUUCAGUUCAGGAGGCUAAUAAACGAAGCAACAACUGGUUACCCCCUGCAUGGGCAAUUGUAGCGAUGAUUGUCCUAGGCUUUAAUGAAUUCAUGCUUCUAUUAAAGAAUCCUCUUUACCUCAUGAUUCUGUUCAUUGUUUUUUUACUUUCAAAGGCCUUAUGGGUACAAAUGGACAUCGCAGGAGAGUUCCGUAAUGGCACUAUACAGUGUCUUAUUUCUUUGUUUUAACAGUUGGCUGGGAUACUUUCCAUUUCUUCAAGGUUCCUUCCUACCCUUAUGAAUCUUCUAAGGCGACUUGCUGAAGAGGCUCAAGGGCAUCCAGCUUCUGAAGCUCCAAGAACACAUUCACUGGUUUCUCACAGUUUCAAGAAUGAAACUCAGCGAAAUCCAAUAUCAAGUGCGAUACCCGAGUCUUCUGUAUCCUCCAAUGUUUCAUCAUCGGAUGAUGGUGUUGAAAUCUCAAGUCCAAACUUGACACACAGGAGAAGUGAAAAAAUUCCGUAGGGAAAAUUUUCUUCAUAGGAACGGAAUUGUAUAAAAUAUGUAUUCAAGCUAGGAAAUUGCUUGGGCAGUGCUUUUCUUUUUUGUCUGCAGAUAGAAAGUUAAUGCGGGGUGAGGGGAAGACUGAGAAGUCUGUACUCUUCGACAGGCUUAGACUGAGAAGUCUGUACUCUUCUACAGGCUUAUGUGAUAAAUAAGUUUCAGUCUCGGCUUGCAUUUAUGUGUAAUUAAGGAAUUCUUUGUGUUAGAAGUAUGGGGCUAUUAAUAAUUUUAAUUUAUAUA